AUGUGGAAAUCCUCCCUGCCAUGGUUGGCUGUUCUCGUCUGCGCAGCUGUUAUUGUCGUUCAAAGGACAACAAUCGUAAGCCUACAGAAAAAAAUGAUGCACCGAAUGUGUCUAAGAAAGGGAUAUGCUGGAAGAAUGAUCACUCUGGAUAGUGAUAUGAGCGCCGAAUUGACAACGAAACCUACGAUUCCGCCCACACAUUUGGCGACGAUGACGACGAGGGCGAUAAAAAAGAAGACAGCAAUGCCUCGAUUCCGAACGGAGCGCAAAAGAUGCUCGAGUGACGUCACGCUGUCCAAUCCACUGUUGAUUGGUAUAAGACCGAACACAAUCGGUGCCGCUUUGAGAGAUGGCCACGCCUACUAUGUCACAGAAUUUGAUCUCGGCUACAGUAUCCUUGCAUUCCCGUCGGCGCGUUCCCUGAAUCACUCGGAGCCGAAGUCGAUAUUCACACUACCGUAUCCGUUCCAUGGCACCGACAAUACCGUAUACAACCGAACUGUUUACUACAGCUACGACAACGUUGUGAUCUCUUUCAAUAUGAAAACUGGAGACACGAAAGAAUUACGCUUGAAUGCUUCACAGACAUACAAGCUGAUGAGCACGGGACUUUGGGUACUGUAUCGGAGGAAAGGUGAGGAGUUCCUGACAGCCAGUCGUGUCCAACCGGCGAGUCUUAAAGCUAUACUUCCUAACCGCCUCUGUAAUGCCUUCAUCCGCUGUGGAUUACUGUAUACCGUGUCAUGUGACGUCGAUCAUGUGACAGUGUCCGCGGCUUACGAUUUCUAUGCACAUAUGUACGUCAGUACCAAACAGAGUGAAUGGAAAGGUAUGACCAGCCUUUCAAGCGUACAAUACGAUCCGAACUCGAAAAGCAUCACCAUUUCUGACAACGGCAAGAUCUACACGGUCAUUGCAGAA
Molecule: messenger RNA, 921 nt
Organism: Ostertagia ostertagi
Lineage: Eukaryota; Metazoa; Nematoda; Chromadorea; Rhabditida; Trichostrongylidae
Source: the annotation of a GenBank genome assembly